Molecule: messenger RNA, 3336 nt
Organism: Raphanus sativus (radish)
Lineage: Eukaryota; Viridiplantae; Streptophyta; Magnoliopsida; Brassicales; Brassicaceae
Product: disease resistance protein RML1B
Exons: 5
Coding region: 31-3207 (1058 amino acids)
Biological process (GO): defense response; signal transduction
Molecular function (GO): ADP binding
Source: RefSeq, a predicted model, not a curated record
ACCGCUCAACGACUUUGGUUUACUUCAACAAUGGCGUCCUCCUCCUCCUCCUCCUCCUCUGUUCCUUGUGUAUCAAAGUAUGACGUGUUCCUCAGCUUCAGAGGAGAAGACACUCGCAAAACCAUUGUCAGCCAUCUAUACGCAGCACUUGAUAGUAGAGGGAUAGUUACCUUCAAAGACGACCAAAGACUUGAGACAGGUGAUCACAUUUCCGACCAACUCCACAUAGCACUCAAGGGUUCGAGCUUCGCCGUUGUGGUUCUCUCCGAGAACUACGCUACCUCUAAGUGGUGCUUAAUGGAACUUCAGUUGAUAAUGGAGUUUAUGAAGGAAGGAACACUUGAAGUCUUCCCUAUCUUCUAUGGAGUAGAUCCUUCCACCGUCAGGCACCAGCUACGGAGUUUCUCUUUAGAAAGGUACAAGGGUCGUCCAGAAAUGGUGGACAAGGUUCACAAGUGGAAAGAAGCUCUUCACCUAAUAGCUAACCUUUCAGGCGUUGAUUCAAGACACUGCGUUGAUGAGGCUGUUAUGGUUGGAGAAAUUGCCAGAGAUAUAUCAAGACGUGUGACACUGAUGCAAAAAAUAGACUCAGGCAAUAUUGUUGGGAUGAAAGCACACAUGGAAGGUCUUAAUCAUCUACUGGAUCUAGAGUCCAAUGAGGUUGUUAUGUUAGGAAUCUGGGGAAUGGGAGGAAUAGGGAAAAGCUCAAUAGCCAAGUGUCUCUAUGACCAGAUCUCACCUAGAUUUAGAGCUCGUUGUUUCUUAGAAAAUAUUAAGAGUGUUAGCAAAGACCAUGACCAUGAUCUAAAGCAUUUUCAGAAAGAAAUGCUUUCCACUAUCCUCUGUGAUGAUAUCAGCUUAUGGAGCGUGGAAGCUGGAUGCCAAGAGAUAAAGAAGAGACUUGGGCACCAAAAGGUUUUUCUUGUACUUGAUGGUGUGUAUAAAGUGGCGCAGGUACAUGCCUUGGCCAAAGAGAAAAACUGGUUUGGUCCAGGGAGCCGAAUCAUCAUAACAACUAGAGAUAUGGGAUUGCUCAACACCUGUGGAGUAGAAAACGUUUAUGAGGUUAAGUGUUUGAGUGAUAAAGAUGCUCUCAAGAUGUUUAAACAGAUUGCUUUUGAAGGAGGAGGAAGUCCUCCUUGUGCUGGUUUAGAACAACUCUCAGUCCGAGCUACUCGGCUUGCUCACGGUCUUCCUUCUGCUAUUAACGCACAUGCCUUGUUUCUCCGUGGAAGAACGGUUUCUCCUGAGGUGUGGGAAGAAGCUUUAACUGCACUUGAAAGCAGCCUUGACGAGAAUACAAUGGAAAUCUUGAGAAUUAGCUACGAGGGCUUACCAAAACCACAUCAGAAUGUGUUCCUUCAUGUUGCUUGUCUCUUCAAUGGAGACACCCUCCAGCGUAUCACUUCCCUUCUCCAUGGACCCAUACCUCAGAGCAGCCUGUGGAUAAGAGUUUUAGCAGAGAAGUCUCUGAUCAAAAUAUCUACUAACGGAUCUGUAAUCAUGCAUAAGUUGGUUGAACAAAUGGCAAGAGAAAUGAUCCGUGACGACAGGUCUUUGGCUAGAAAAUUCCUCAGAGAUUCUCAGGAUGUUUUCUAUGCGCUGACUUUCAGAGAUAGAGGUGAACAAACUGAAUGCAUGUCCCUACACACAUGUGAUAUGACCUGUGCAUUGUCCAUGAAGGCCAGUGUCGUUGGCCAUAUGCAUAAUCUCAAGUUUCUCAAAGUCUACAAGCAUGUAGAUUCCAUAGAGUCAAAGCUGCAACUCAUUCCAGACCAACAUCUCUUGCCUUGUAGCCUACGGCUAUUCCAUUGGGAUGCAUUCCCAUUGAGAACCCUGCCUCCUGAUGCUGAUCCAUAUUUUCUUGUUGAACUCAAUCUGCGUCACAGUGAUUUAGAAACGCUCUGGAGUGGAAAACCGAUGUUCAAUAGUUUGAAGAGACUUGAUGUGACAGGAUCUAAGCAUCUCAAGCAACUUCCAGAUCUUUCAGGUAUCACUAGUCUUGAGGAACUGUUUUUGGAACACUGCCCAAGACUAAAAGGCAUUCCAGAGAGUAUUGGGAAAAGAUCUACUCUAAAGAAGCUCAAGUUAUCUUACUGCGGAGGCCUUAGAAGUGCCUUGAGGUUUUUUAUAUGGAAAUCUACCAUGCAGCAACAUAUUGGAUUGGAGUUUCCAGAUGCAAAAGUGAAAAUGGAUGCACUAAUAAACAUAUCCAUUGGUGGAGACAUAAGUUUUGAGUUCUGUUCAAAAUUUAGAGGAAAUGCUGAAUACAUCUCUUUUAACUCUGAUCCACAGAUCUCUGCCACAUCUUCAAUGAAUCUGCAGCAAGCACCUUGGCUCAUCUCAGAGUGCAACAGAUUCAACUCCCUUAGCAUCAUGAGGUUCAGCCACAAAGAAAACGGUGAAUCUUUCUCAUUUGACAGCUUCCCAGACUUUCCUGAUCUUAAAGAGCUAAAGCUAGUGAACUUAAACAUCCGGAAGAUUCCAUCUGGGGUUCAUGGGAUUCAGAAGUUGGAGUUCCUAGAGAAGCUGGACCUCAGUGGGAAUGAUUUUGAGAACUUACCAGAAGCUAUGAAUGGUCUUUCCCGGUUGAAAUCACUCUGGCUUCAAAACUGUUUCAAGCUCAAAGAGUUGCCAAAGCUAACUCAGGUGCAGACACUGACACUUACCAACUGUAGGAACCUCAGAUCAUUGGUGAAACUGUCUGACACAAGUGAAGAAAAAAGAAGAUACAGUUUGCUUGAGCUUUGCCUUGAAAACUGCAACAAUGUUGAGUUGUUGUCAGAUCAGCUCAGUCAUUUCACUAAGUUGACAAAUUUAGAUCUCAGCGGCCAUGAUUUUGAUACAUUGCCAUCAAGCAUCAGAGAUAUUACAUCGUUGGUAACUCUUUGCCUCAAUAACUGCAAGAAAAUCAAAUCAGUGGAGAAACUCCCACCGAGUCUUCAGUUUCUUGAUGCACACGGAUGUCAUUCCCUCGAAGCUGAUUCUGUAGAACAUUUUAGAGACAAACCAUACGAAGAGGUACAGCAAGGAACCUGUUUCAAAGAAACUGAGAUGCCAAUUUAUGUACUGAAUCAUCAAGCCACAAGCGCCUUCCAAAUCAUCCACCUUCUCAAGAAAACACCUGCUCCCAUGUUUCUAGGCAUUCCUUUCUGCAUCACGCUAGUGGCUGUUCUUGUCGUUCUUCUCCUGCGUGUUUUCAAGUGAACCUCAAGGCUCAAAACAAGAGAGGUCUCUGUCAACAGUCACCAAACGACUUCCUCAAGGCUAAAGGUAUCUGGAAGUUGUAAUGGAUGCAAGCAAAGAAACAAAGAAGAUGGUCAGAUAACAGAGACU